Uncinocarpus reesii 1704 is the source of this 738-nucleotide messenger RNA. RefSeq lists its product as uncharacterized. NCBI's taxonomy places the organism in Eukaryota, Fungi, Ascomycota, Eurotiomycetes, Onygenales, Onygenaceae. The coding region runs from base 1 to 738 and encodes 245 amino acids. The transcript has 3 exons. The record is from RefSeq and is a predicted model, not a curated record.
AUGCCAAAGACCUUUGGACCGAUCAGGAAGGCCGAUACCAUUUACUCUGAUGAGACAGGAUUUGAUGAGAGCCUCAAGAUCGACAUUGAUUUUGAAAAGGUGGAGUUUGUCGAAACCCUGAGAAGUUCAGAGGCGUCGUCAAUAUUCCAUGUCAACUACUAUGGCAAGGCCCGAGUUCUAAAAGUUUUCCAUAAUAACGGAGAUCCUGGGUAUGCAUCGGACCGUAUUCGGGAUUUAAACCGCUCUCGCUGCGAAAUUCGUGCCUACUGCCGCCUCAAACAGUUCGGAAUAUGUGAUACUGGUUUCGUUCCGAAGUUUUACGGGUUUGCGGUAGAUAUCGACCCGGCGAACUGUGCUCCUCAUCUUGACGCUUUUCGACAAGAUGUCAACCCUCCCUGUGCCAUUCUAAUUGAGUAUCUAUCAAAGCCUCUGCUAUUGAACUGCGUCACUUAUACCCCAGAGAGAUUGCGAAAGGCAGUUAUUGGCCUCCAGCAAAUUCACUCUGCUCGAGUCGAGCACAAUGAUCCUUAUCCAAAGAACAUUAUGAUUGUUCCUGGUGAUCCUGAGAGAGUUGUGUGGAUUGAUUUUGAUACCGCAAUCGUUCUCCCCGAAAACAGCCCAAUUGGACGGAAGGAACAUCAGCGGAUUGACUUUGAAACUGCUGUUGUUGAAAGUUUCGGGCAGUUGCUUGAAGAAGACCAGAAAAAAGGUCUCCCACCCAAUACCAAAUUCUACUAA